AUGACGUCCAUCGUGGACCGGUCCCUAGCCUUUGGGCCUAACUUCGAUACGGAGCGCAACUUCGAAGACCCAACGCUGCUCUCCGACGCCCUGACCAGCUUCUUCGAUACCGCCUUGUCCCAGCCAUCCAAUCCUUCUCAAGCCCCUUCCGGGAACGAUUUUGCGGCGCAUAUCCAACAAGUGACAUUGGGUACCGAUAUUCUCGCUGAUGCGGGCAGCGACUCGGCACGUCGGGACAGUCUUCUUCCAUGCGAGGACGCCAGCAGCCCGCAGACGACAUCCGCCUUAUGUGAGCCUCCUAAAGCAGCGGGCAAGCGUAAAGGCCGUAGCAGGGCCACAAGGCAAAAUCGGGGCGAGACAGCCAAGACACGAGCCAAGCGAGAGGUGAACCUGGAGAAGAACCGAUUGGCUGCGAACAGGUGCCGGAAGAAGAAACGAGAGUGGAUCGACAGACUGGAGGAUAAGCACCGCCAGCUUUCGGCGCGCAACAAGUUUCUCCGUGAAGAGCUGGCUGAGCUAUAUGAUACCGUCUACACGCUGAAAGAGCUGGUCCUCGGCCAUGCAGAUUGUGGAUCGCGUCCCAUCGACGACUACGUGAGACGUGAGGCGGAACAGGUACAUACCAGAGUGCGCGACAACUUACCGCCGCCCGUGUUAGCGUCUCCCAUGUUGUAG
Lasiodiplodia theobromae is the source of this 675-nucleotide messenger RNA. Its product is annotated as BZIP transcription factor. The record is from RefSeq and is a predicted model, not a curated record. The coding region runs from base 1 to 675 and encodes 224 amino acids. Gene Ontology annotation, biological process: regulation of transcription by RNA polymerase II. The transcript has a single exon. NCBI's taxonomy places the organism in Eukaryota, Fungi, Ascomycota, Dothideomycetes, Botryosphaeriales, Botryosphaeriaceae. Gene Ontology annotation, molecular function: RNA polymerase II cis-regulatory region sequence-specific DNA binding; DNA-binding transcription factor activity, RNA polymerase II-specific.